Molecule: messenger RNA, 2112 nt
Organism: Frieseomelitta varia
Lineage: Eukaryota; Metazoa; Arthropoda; Insecta; Hymenoptera; Apidae
Gene: UGP
Product: UTP--glucose-1-phosphate uridylyltransferase
Exons: 11
Coding region: 415-1953 (512 amino acids)
Biological process (GO): glycogen metabolic process; UDP-alpha-D-glucose metabolic process
Cellular component (GO): cytoplasm
Molecular function (GO): UTP:glucose-1-phosphate uridylyltransferase activity
Source: RefSeq, a predicted model, not a curated record
ACACGCCGCCGAUUUAUGCCGCAGUGACACAUCCACGUUCGACGAAGAUACAUCGGGUGCUCCGCGCACUGGAAUAUCGCGUUCAGUCGGUUUCGCUCGGUUUGAGGAUCGUCGGAAGCUCGUUGAUCGCCGCGACAAGAAUUUAAAUACAUAAUCAUUCGCACAUUUGUCAAGUGACGCGAGUGGAAAGUUGACACGCGCGCACACUCUCGCUCUUUCUCGUGAGCUUUGAGAUAUAACAUACAUAUAUAUAUAUAUAUGUGUGUGUAUAUAUAUACACACACACACGAAUGGAAUACUUGUUGAAUUUUCUUCAGUAACGAUCUCGAGUGAAUAUAUUUAGAAGGGAGUAUUUUAAAAAGAAAAAGAGACAAUAACUAAAAAAAUAAGAAAAAAAAAAACCGUCCGUACACCAUGCACGAUCAUAAGUUGGACGACAGUGUUAGCAGAGCCAAGACGCUUUUGAAGAGAAAAGAUACACAGGCAUUCCGCGAGAGAACCAAGAGGGAUGCCCUGAACGAGCUUCAACACGAGUUAGAGAAACUCGAGGAAACGGCGACAGGCGAGUUCAGGGAGGAGAUCCAUCGGCAGUUCGAAGGUUUUACCCACCUCUUCCAACGGUUCCUCCAGGAGGAAGGGCCCUCGCUAGAAUGGGAUCGUAUUCAGAAGCUGCCCGACGAUGCGAUAAGAGAUUACAAUUCCUUACCAACUCCAAAUGGGGAAGAAGUGAAGGCGUUUUUGAGCAAGUUGAUCGUUAUAAAGUUGAACGGUGGCUUAGGAACUAGUAUGGGAUGUCAUGGUCCAAAGUCUGUAAUAGCGGUACGUAACGGGCUUACGUUUCUGGAUCUGACUGUGCAACAAAUUGAGUACUUGAACAAAACUUACAACGCCAAUGUCCCGCUUAUUUUGAUGAAUUCCUUCAACACGGAUGACGAUACGCAACGAAUUAUUAGAAAAUAUAAAGGGAUAGACGUCGAUAUUCAAACGUUUAAUCAAAGCUGCUAUCCUCGUAUCAAUAGAGAUUCUUUGCUUCCAAUCGCGAAACACUGCGAUAUUGCUGAUGACAUCGAAGCGUGGUAUCCUCCUGGUCAUGGAGACUUUUAUGAAAGUUUCCGGAAUUCAGGUUUAUUAAAGAAAUUCAUAAAAGAGGGACGUGAAUAUUGUUUCAUUUCAAACAUUGAUAAUCUAGGUGCUACUGUGGAUUUCAAAAUUUUGAAACUACUGUUGGACAAACGUGAAGCCUCACCUCUUGAAUUUGUUAUGGAAGUUACUGAUAAAACUCGUGCCGACGUCAAGGGUGGAACGUUAAUCAAGUAUGAAGAUAAAUUACGCCUACUCGAAAUUGCCCAAGUUCCAAAAGACCAUGUAGAUGAUUUCAAAUCAAUAAAAACGUUCAAGUUUUUCAAUACAAAUAAUUUAUGGAUAAAACUUAGUGCUAUUGAAAGAGUAUUGGAAGAAAAUUCUUUGAAUAUGGAGAUUAUUGUAAAUAACAAGACGUUUGAACAUGGUUUAAAUAUCAUUCAAUUAGAAACUGCUGUUGGAGCAGCUAUGAAAUCAUUUGAAGGAAGUAUUGGUAUAAAUGUUCCACGCAGUAGAUUCUUACCAGUCAAAAAGACGUCAGAUUUAAUGCUUGUUAUGAGCAACUUGUAUACUCUUCGCAAUGGUUCAUUAGUAAUGAGUCCCCAACGAAUGUUCCCUACAACACCUCUUAUAAAAUUGGGUGAUAACCAUUUUGCAAAGGUUAAAGAAUUUCUUACUAGAUUCCCAGCUAUACCAGAUCUGUUGGAAUUAGAUCAUCUUACAGUGUCUGGUGAUGUUACUUUUGGAAAAGGGGUAACUCUAAAGGGAACUGUUAUAAUUAUUGCAAACCACGGAGAACGUAUCGAUCUCCCCUCAGGCACAAUUUUAGAAAAUAAAAUAGUAUCGGGCAAUUUACGUAUUUUGAAUCAUUAAGUGAAAAGAAACUAAAUCUGUUGCACAAUAUAAAGAUUAAGGAAAGAAUGCAUAUAGUGUAUAUUUAUUUAAUAAUAUUGCAAAUGGAAUGUGUACAAAAUUUAUAAGCUGAAAAUAAAUAAAUAAUUGUUAUAUAAAUAAACAAAAACGAUAACAAAA